AUGAGCAAUAGCAAGCCGCGCAAGCCCAAGAACCCCGAGGCGCCGACAAGGCAUCUCUAUGUGGCCAACUGCACGGUCGGCGGCGACCACGGCGUUGGCGAAGGUGCUAUCCUCUCCUGCUUUGGAGCCUACGGCACACUCUGCGACCUCGUCUCGGAGGACGCCAAGGGCUACCUCUUGGUGACGUUUGCGACGGUCGAGGCAGCGGUCGCAGCGCGCUCUGCACUGCAAGGCACGUCGCCAGCUGUGCUUGGCGGCCGGAAGCUCUUUGUGCAGUUUGCCGCCGAAGCACCGCCCGCUGACGCUGGAUCAUCAGGAUCAUCGCUCUCCUGUCCGUCCACAACCGCGCAAGUCGUGGUGCCCGGGCUCUCGAUCAUCGACGACUUCAUCUCGGCGGACGAAGAAGCGUCGCUCCUCAAUACCAUCGAUGGGAGGGCCUGGGAAGACAGCAUCCAGCGUCGCGUCCAGCACUACGGCUAUGCGUUUCGGUACGAUACACGCGACGUAGACGCCUCGGCGCCGCUCGGGCCACUGCCGCCCUUUUGCGCCGAGACGGCCGCGAAUAUGCAUCGUCUCCGUCCGGACUUGCAGCUCCCAGAUCAAAUCACGAUCAACGAGUACCUCCCGGGCCAAGGCAUUGCGCCUCACGUCGACACCGCCGACGUCUUUACCGAGUACAUUGCGUCGCUCUCGCUGGGCAGCGACAUCGUCAUGGACUUUCGCCUUGCCUCGGACCCAUCGAUUGUCAAGCACGUUGUGUUGAAGCGCGGGUCGCUCGUCCUCAUGGUGGGCGAGGCGCGUUACCUCUGGAAGCAUGGGAUAGCAUAUCGCAAGCACGAUCUCAUUAACGGGUCUGUCGCCGCCCGGACGCGGCGCGUGUCGCUGACGUUGCGCAAGAUUCUGGUCGAGCGCGAUUUCAGCCGCGUGCAGCAAACUAGCGUGCAGCGACCGUCGGAUCUGGAGAAGGAGCACGUGCACGGCGUGUACGACAGCAUCGCGUCGCACUUCAGCCAUACGCGGCACCACCCGUGGCCGCUCGUCACCGACUUUCUAAACCGACUGCCCGACGGUGCGCUUGUCGCCGACAUUGGCUGCGGCAACGGCAAGUACCUUGGCGUGAACCCAAAUCUGAUGAUGAUCGGGUCGGACCGCAGCAUGCCGCUGCUCAGCGUGUGCUCGGAGCGGACCCACGACGUCUUUGGCAGCGACGGGCUCAGCGUGCCGCUCCGGACAGGGGCAUUUGACGCAGCGAUUUGCAUUGCUGUGCUCCACCACAUGUCGACGAUCGAGCACCGCUUGCAGAUUUUGCGGGAGCUCGCGCGGCUCGUGCGCGUCGGCGGUGAGGUCUACGUGGUCGCAUGGGCGUUCGAACAAGACGCGCUCUCGAAGCGACAGUUUGCGAGUCAGGACGUCAUGGUCGAGUGGAAGCUGCAGCAAAAGUACAUUGAUCCAAACGAGCCGCUGCCCGCCCAUGUGCAGCUCGACGAUGCAAAAAAGUGGGCUGUCUACAAGCGCUACUGCCACGUGUACCGCGACUUGGAGCUCGAGCUCCUCGUGCGCCAAGUGCCCGGCCUCGUCGUCACCAACGUCGAGAUGAUGCGCUCGAAUUGGUGCCUGACGAUCCAGCGCGUCUAGUUGCACGUCAAUGCUGUUCUACUACUUGAUACCAACUUGAAACU
This is a messenger RNA of Saprolegnia diclina VS20, 1679 nucleotides long. RefSeq lists its product as hypothetical. The record is from RefSeq and is a predicted model, not a curated record. The transcript has 7 exons. The coding region runs from base 1 to 1635 and encodes 544 amino acids. Gene Ontology annotation, molecular function: RNA binding; S-adenosylmethionine-dependent methyltransferase activity. Lineage: Eukaryota; Oomycota; Saprolegniomycetes; Saprolegniales; Saprolegniaceae.